Molecule: messenger RNA, 1083 nt
Organism: Hyaloscypha bicolor E
Lineage: Eukaryota; Fungi; Ascomycota; Leotiomycetes; Helotiales; Hyaloscyphaceae
Exons: 3
Coding region: 346-1083 (245 amino acids)
Source: RefSeq, a predicted model, not a curated record
UGACUGGCUUCUCGACACAGAGAACAAGUAAGAAUUUUCCAACUUUCUCAAUACCCCCCAAACCAAUCAAAGCUAGGCGGCGCACUGAUUUUAGCGCGAAACGCACUGUACUGCAGGGGAAAAACGACGCAUCGAUCCCGGGUCGUCAUCCGUCAACCCCGCCGAAGCAUCCCAACCCUCUCCGAAUCAACAUUCCUAGCACUAAAUCAUCAUUCCACGUCUCGAAAACAUCAUCAAGACCAUUACCUUCAUCUGAUAUUUUCCUGCCACGUCGUCCAAGCUUAUUGUAGCCCUCGCUUUACUUGAAGAGCUGCUACAAGCGACCGAGAAGCUUUCAGAGCCAACAUGCCCCCUCCAACAUCGAACGAGUCCGCAAGGAACCAAGUCGGCUCGGGUGCCCUCGCAGUCAACUCUCCCAACCGCAUCGACGCAUUCGUUCGGUCAACAUCUCCAUGGACCCCAUAUCAGACCGCGACGAGAAACGUUGCACAAGCGAUCAGAGAAUUCGAUGCCGCGUUUGAAGGGGCUUGGUCUCCAUCGAGCAGAAGAUCAGAGGUGCAGAUUGGGGGGGAGACACUAGUCGAGUCGGCGUCAUUGGAAAUCGAAGCACGCCUUCAGCUGGAAAGGACAACGAGGAGCUCUGGGAGCGGUCCAAUUCGAGAAACUGAGACGGAUAUGCGUAAUAAUGAGGCGACGGCCUCGAGCGCGAUUCUUGGUGACGUCUUUUUCCCCCGAAGUGAGAAUAAAAACCAACUUGGACAUAUCUCAGAAAAUGCCGAGGUUCCCUCCUCUCGACUCGAACAGGAAACCUCCAUCAUUGAGCCAAAGACUUCGAGCGAUGGCCCGCUCCCAAGAACUGAGAGGGCACUUGGAGCUGUGGAACUGAAAUCCGCCGCUGCUAGUCUCCUAUUGCUCGCUUCCAAAUUCUGGCAGAAUGGGUUCCCUUAUCUCUGCUACUCAUUGGUACUCCCCUAUCUAGAAGGGGCAUUGGAAAUGCUCGCUGGUUCUAGUAUGUCGAUCGGCGUCCAGCACAAGAAGGAUGAACGAAUCGUUCAGAUUGUCACCGAUAAGACUGUUCCCUAA